AAAAACCUUAUGUUGUUUGGCACCCAGCGUUAAUACACACACACACUCUCGUUCUCUCUCUGGUACAGAAUAAACGCACAAGAACCGAUUUUUUUGGGCAGCGUUGAAACCCAUAGACGCCGGGAUCUGCGACUUCUUGAUGAAUCCAACCCGACAACAAUUUUCUUCGUUAUUGACUAAUCUGAUUGUAGAGUGAGUCCAAUGUGUUUAUUUCUCUGUGAUGCUUCCCCCAUGUUUGUGUAAAAGGGGAAGAUUGAUUUAGCGGAAGGGUUAAAAUUUUUUAAUCUUGAGGAAAGAACCGCAAUAAACCAAGAAAAAAGAAAGAAAUAGCGAACCUGUUACAUUUGCGAUCUUGGGCUUGAAGUUGGGGCAAGAAAUUAUGUCUAAGAGUGGUGACCAUCACACGGUCCCAUUAUCGGUUUUGUUAAAGCGGGAGUUGGCUAAUGAGAAGAUCGAGAGGCCUGAAAUUUUGCACGGUCAGGCCAGUCAGAGCAAAAAGGGCGAAGAUUUUACGUUCGUUAAGACCGAAUGUCAACGGGCAUUGGGUGAUGGAGUCACCACAUUUUCAGUAUUUGCGUUGUUUGAUGGCCAUAAUGGAUCUGCAGCUGCUAUAUAUUCCAAAGAGAAUUUAUUGAACAAUGUCUUGAGUUCUAUUCCUCCUGAUCUUAACAGUGAUGAGUGGGUAUCGGCAUUGCCUCGGGCUUUGGUUGCAGGGUUUGUAAAAACAGAUAAAGAUUUCCAGGAAAAAGCACGAACUUCAGGAACAACAGUGACCUUUGUAAUAAUCGAAGGAUGGAUCUUAACAGUUGCAUCAGUCGGUGAUUCUCGUGCCAUACUUGAAUCUGCUGAGGGUGGAAUAUAUUAUCUGUCAGCAGAUCAUAGACUUGAAUGCAGUGAAGAGGAGCGUGUAAGAAUAACAGCUAGCGGUGGUGAGGUUGGUCGGCUUAAUACUGGUGGUGGCACUGAGAUUGGUCCAUUAAGAUGUUGGCCUGGUGGGCUAUGUCUUUCACGAUCUAUUGGGGAUAUGGAUGUUGGAGAGUUCAUAGUUCCUGUACCUUAUGUGAAGCAAGUAAAGCUAUCAUCAAGUGGUGGGAGGCUUAUAAUCUCAAGUGAUGGUGUUUGGGACGCUUUAUCUGCCGAAACAGCCUUCGAGUGCUGUCGAGGAAUGCCAGCUGAUGCUGCAGCUUCACAGAUUGUCAAAGAAGCUGUGGAGGUUAAGGGUCUUCGAGACGACACGACGUGUAUUGUUGUGGAUAUACAACAAGCGGCUGAGAAGGCGGAGGACCUGCAAAAGGCCCCACCACCUCCCAAGAAACAAGGAAAACGGGUUUUCAAGGCCAUUUUCCGUAGAAAAAACGCAGAAUCAUCUUCUCAGGUUGACAAGGAAGAGUAUAGCGAACCCGAUUUCGUGGAGGAACUCUUUGAGGAAGGCUCCGCUUCUCUUUCAGAAAGGUUGGAUGCUAAGUACCCGGUGUGUAACAUGUUUAAGCUGUUCGUGUGUGCGGUUUGCGGAGUGGAAAUAAAACCAGGAGAAGGUAUCUCCAUACACGUGGGCACUAGAAAAUUGAGACCUUGGGAUGGUCCUUUCCUAUGCUCAAGCUGCCAACACAAAAGAGAGGCCAUGGAAGGAAAAAGACCUUCCGGAGCUGACGUGUCGGAUCAGAAAUCUUACGUGGUACUGAUGAGUAAGGGUGUUCACGGUCCGGAUUGGUCCGGUUUUAGCCCAAACCAUGACCAAACCGGACCUAACGGUUAA
Molecule: messenger RNA, 1756 nt
Organism: Striga asiatica
Lineage: Eukaryota; Viridiplantae; Streptophyta; Magnoliopsida; Lamiales; Orobanchaceae
Source: the annotation of a GenBank genome assembly